CUUAGGAACUAGGGCAAGUUAAAAUAUAAUUUUUAGGUAUAAUUUUAACGAUAAUUUGUCAUGGAGAUAGUUUUAGGCCGAUGACAAAGGAUACUAAGUAGUGUUUAUCAAUCUUCAUCAUUAUUUCACGCAAAGUCGCGGGCAGAAGCAAUAGCCAAUAAGUUGAAACUAACAUUGAGGCCAUACCAACUAAUGUUCUACUAAUGAUGGAUGGUAAUGGUUCCAGUCAUUAGUACCUAAAUGCAGUCAACGAAUAUUCCACAUUAGAAGGUGGUUUGAGUGUUGUGUGCCUAGUGUUACACUUAGAUUUAAGAUUUGUUUAUUUCACAACAUACAGCAACAAUAUAAACAAAUACGAAUUUAAUUACAAAAAUCUAUAAGAAUGAAAUAUGUGGAUUCAAAAAUUUAAUUCAUAAGCCUUAGGAACUACUGAUAUUAUUAGUACUCAAGUUGAUAAAGAAAGUGUGCGGAUAGUUCGAAAAACUCGCGCGAUAGAAGAUAUUGAUGACUACUUUAGCCAGUUCUCCGGGACUACAAGCGCAAUGUCGCGUUCAAAACGUUGGAGAAGCAGCUUUUGGCAUCAGACACCUGCAGACUGUGAUGAUGUUCUUUGCGUUGGUCAUCGGCUAUGCCAUGCGAGUCAACAUGAGCAUGGCCAUCGUGGCUAUGACCGACUCCGCGGCAGACGACACAUUUGACUGGAGUAUGCAAACGCAGAGCGUGAUUCUCUCAUCAUUCUUCUGGGGCUACGUGAUGCUGCAGAUCCCUGGCAGUCUUCUGGCAGACAAGAUUGGAGGCAGUAUUCUCAUUACCAUCAGCAUUGGAUGCAACUCCAUCAUCACCCUCAUUCUGCCUACUGCUGCUACUUACGGUGGCUGGCAGGCAGUAUGCGCAUGUCGUGUACUACAGGGUCUAACACAAGGUUUCUUGUUCCCUUGCACUCACAACCUCAUCGGGAAAUGGGUGCCUUUGGAAGAUAAAGGCCGAUUUAUGGCAUUUAUUUAUUCGGGGUCUCAAUUCGGCACAGCAGCCCAAUUGAUGCUAGCCGGAUACCUCACCGAAUACUGGGGCUGGCCUUCCAUCUUCUACGCCAGCGGCAUAUGUGGGGUCAUAUGGACGAUCGUCUACAUCCUCAUUGGAUCAGCUUCUCCGCAGGGCUCAAAGAUGAUUAGCGAGGAGGAGAGGAUGUAUAUACAGAGCUCGCUGGGACAUGUUGGUGGUCAUAAGACAUACCCUGUGCCCUGGAAAUCGGUGUUCAGUUCGCUGCCCUUCAUCAGCCUGAUUGUAGUGAACUGCUGCCAAAACUGGGGUUUCUGGACGCUGAUGACGGAGAUACCUUCUUACAUGAGCCAAGUGCUUGGAGUCAAUAUUAAAGCAAACGGUGUUCUCUCGGCGCUCCCCUACAUCACAAUGUACCUGCUAAGCUUUCCCUUUGGUCUCGCAUCGGACUUGAUACUAGCCAAGGGCUGGCUCAGAGCAACUACUACAAGGAAACUCAGCAACAGUAUAGCAUACCUCGUGCCAGCCGUGACCCUGAUCGGCUUUGCCUACGUCCCUGCUGGAAACAUCGCCGUGGCGGUGGGGUUGCUGUGUGUUGUCGUCGGGCUUAACGCAGGAUACUACACAGGCUUUAUGCUGGCGUUUCUGGACAUGGCUCCCAACUUUGCCGGCUUUAUGUUAUCCAUCACAAACUGCGCUGCCAACUUCAUAUCAUUUAUCGCACCGCUAGUUGCUGGAGUUCUAAUACAAGACGAGACUGACGUAAGUCAUUGGAGAAAUGUAUUCUACCUCUCCUCCUUGCUUUACGUGCUGGGUAACACCUUCUACAUCGUGUUCGGAACCAGUGAGCUACAAUCAUGGAAUGAGCCGAAGCUGGACAAGCAAGUUGAAAAUGGUUCAGGUACAACAACAGAAAAGACUGAAAUAUUUAUUUAAAUGACUAUAUGGAAUCAUUAUCUCAAUGGAUGUGAAGGAAGAAUAAAGAGGUCUGUUAAGAAGAGAUUACGCGUUCCGAUAUAUUUGACCACUUUGGUCGUCAUUAUAUAUUUGAGGCUAACUCUACUAGUGACCAGCGUGCCAUAUUUUUUGACAGAGCAGCAGUAAAAUGCGAUAUGUUUGUGAACAAAAACGUUAUUGAUCUAAAAGAUCUAAGAUUUACGUAAUACGUAAAUAUUUACUUCACUCUGUUAAACAAAAAGAAAUAAAAAAUAGAAUCAGACCGAGCGAAUUGUGCAUGGCAAUUUGAAUGGCAAAGUGUGUUAGUGUCAUCAUUUAUGUCUAAUUCCUAUGAAAAUAUGACGUUUAUAAAGACAUUACUUCACUUUAUUCUCAGUGUAAAGUUAGCUUUGACGGACUUAUCAUGAUUCUUUUUUUUCAUGGACAUUUUAUUGAUAUAUUUUACUAAUUACGUAAGUCGUUCACCGUUUUUGCAUGCUACCCUCUCCUAUUUAGAUUUAAGCAAAAUUAUUGUUUUCUCAGUAAGUGAUUUAUAUAAAUCUUUUGAGAAAUAAAUAUCUUAAACCAUAAACCAUAAUUGAUUGAUAUGUUUGUGUACAUUAUUUUAUAAUAAAAUAUUAAAACCAAUGAAA
Cydia pomonella (codling moth) is the source of this 2588-nucleotide messenger RNA. Its product is annotated as putative inorganic phosphate cotransporter. Gene Ontology annotation, cellular component: plasma membrane. Gene Ontology annotation, biological process: transmembrane transport; monoatomic anion transport. NCBI's taxonomy places the organism in Eukaryota, Metazoa, Arthropoda, Insecta, Lepidoptera, Tortricidae. The record is from RefSeq and is a predicted model, not a curated record. The transcript has 11 exons. Gene Ontology annotation, molecular function: transmembrane transporter activity. Bases 505 to 1935 code for a protein of 476 amino acids.